This is a messenger RNA of Cladophialophora psammophila CBS 110553, 1665 nucleotides long. RefSeq lists its product as uncharacterized. The transcript is spliced from 2 exons. The record is from RefSeq and is a predicted model, not a curated record. The coding region runs from base 1 to 1665 and encodes 554 amino acids. Lineage: Eukaryota; Fungi; Ascomycota; Eurotiomycetes; Chaetothyriales; Herpotrichiellaceae.
AUGUCUGCAUAUCAGGGCGCUAUCCUCCCAGAUGAACUCCUGUCCAUGAUAUGUGAGGAACUGGGACACGAGAGAGAAUUUGGCUCGCUUUACACAUGCGCACUUAGUUCAAAGUCUUUCGCAGACCCCGCGCUGCGGACCAUGUAUCAACUACAUCAGUAUUCUCCGGCAUUCGAGCAGAGAGAUGACUUAGAAGUCCGACAACAGCCAGUGGACUUCGUAACCAAGGCCACUGAACAGGCACAGUCAUACCGGAAAUGGACUGUGUUAUGGCGCUCCAUCACUUUGUCGAGUCUCGACGAUCACGUUACUUACAAGCCCUACUGUCGCUACAUCAAAACCCUGGAUUUCCGGAAUUUAUCACUUAUGUUGGAAGACCCUAAAUUCACAGGUCCUGUUCGAAAGCAGUUCUUUGCUGGGAAGCUCCAGUCUUUCCAUUUUUCGAAGACCGAAUAUAAGAGGCAGGUGGUAGACGUCGUUGCUACAGUGAAUGCAAUUGGAGACGCGGUGACCGCGAAGUCGACACUGUUAGAAGAGAUUGAUGGUCAUAUUAGUCCAGGGUUCUUACCGAGGUGGAUAUCUCGCUCUCCAAAGCUGGAGACGAUGGUACUUUGGAAAGGCGACGCCCUGGUCAACGGCGCCGGAGCCGCAAUUGCCGAGCAUUGUGACAAUUUUCGCAAUUUAACUCUUCAUGAAUGGAUGUCUCCGGAUGCAGACGAGGCGUUUGCCACUUUCUUGAACGAGCUCAAACCAGAUACGCUGAGUUACUUUGAAAUGAUCAGCAACAAUAAUCUUGGAAAGCAAUCCUUUCAAGCACUCGGCCGGCACAAAACACUGCAACAAUUGGACUUGGGGAGUUUGAACCAGGAUGCUGUGCGGAACCUGAACGCGCUCAAGGACUGCACAGAAAUUCAUACACUGAAGCUUGGUGACAACUACGGAAGCGUCCAGCUGGAGGUUCGAAACAAUGAAGUAUUUCUGGAAGUCGUCGAAUGGUUAAGCUCUUGCAAUACCCUCCGCGAUCUCAGUUUGAAGAAAUUCGUCGAUGGUCCCGCUUUACUCUCCAGAGUAUUGUGUUCCCCCAAUGUAAGGCUGACCCGCCUCUCUCUCGAAGGCUACACCGUACGCCAUACCAAUUCCCAGUUAUUCCACAGUGCAUUGGCCGAGCAGAGGACCCUCGAGUCGGUAUGGCUUAAGGGGAAUGGUGAAGAUACGAUGCCUGAUGACCUGCAAUUCAUGGUUGAGGGAUUGUGCAACUUGACGAAUCUAAGAGAGCUUGUCUUGAAAGACGUCUCUGAUGAGUUCACCGAAGAGCACAUCAUCUCCCUCGCUGUGAGCCUACCAUUGCUUGAAGAAUUUUGGACAAGUGGAGGCGAAGUGUCGGCCGACAUUCUCCAGCCUCUGGCAAACCUCAGAUACUUGAAGAACCUCACGUUGUACGCUAUGACACGGUUCCACUUGGGUGCGAUCAUGGAGUUCUUGAUGAGUCUUGAUCCUGAGAAGCAAAAGGGGUUCAAUCUAUCGCUGAUGGCCGUCGAUCCCGACUAUGAUUUGUCAGAGGAGACUCAAGAGAUGAUUCGCGAGUACAUGCGAGCAAACCUCGAUGGCCGGUUUGAUUUUGUCCUGUGGCGGGAGGCCGACCCCAGCGACAGCGAGGAGGAUUAG